AUGAGAGUAGCUCAGCUCGUGCCUUGGGGUGCGGUGCUGACUGGUUUUGCUGCGUCCCCGACCUCGGCGGCUCCCAACGCAGACACCUCUGUCUAUCAUGACUCGGAGACGGGAUUCACGUUCACGCAGUACAACGGAAAAUACACGCUCAACAACGCUGCUAUUACCUUCCGCGUGGCCGUUCCGAGCGGUGUUCCGGCCAACACAAACUUCGACGUUGUCCUUCAGAUUGUCGCCCCAAGGGAUGUCGGCUGGGCAGGACUUGCAUGGGGUGGUGGAAUGACACAAAACCCAUUGGCAGCAGCUUGGGGAACGUCGACUGGAGCUAUCAUCUCAUCGCGAUGGGCUACCGGCCAUUACCUUCCGCAGGCUUAUGCAGGUUCGACAUAUCAAAUCUUCAAGAGAGGCACCAAAAACAACGGGACACACUGGCAGGUGACGGCCAAGUGCUCCGGAUGCACCUCCUACGCCUACGGGUCGUCAUCGAUUAUAAGCCGGCUAAGUCCCACCGGCAGCAACCGAUUCGCGUUCGCCUAUUCGGCGCUGAAGCCCUCCAACCCCUCGUCAAACACAUCCGACUUUGGCGAACACAGCGUUAUCGGGUACUGGAACCACGACUUUGGAUCAGCAGCCAACCCGUCAUUUACAUCUUUGGUCGCGAAGAACUUGUAA
Messenger RNA from Sporothrix brasiliensis 5110, 672 nucleotides. Its product is annotated as CBD9-like protein. The transcript is spliced from 2 exons. The record is from RefSeq and is a predicted model, not a curated record. NCBI's taxonomy places the organism in Eukaryota, Fungi, Ascomycota, Sordariomycetes, Ophiostomatales, Ophiostomataceae. Bases 1 to 672 code for a protein of 223 amino acids.